Girardinichthys multiradiatus is the source of this 3216-nucleotide messenger RNA. RefSeq names its product activating signal cointegrator 1 complex subunit 2 (gene ascc2). Gene Ontology annotation, biological process: regulation of DNA-templated transcription. Gene Ontology annotation, molecular function: ubiquitin binding. The coding region runs from base 185 to 2497 and encodes 770 amino acids. NCBI's taxonomy places the organism in Eukaryota, Metazoa, Chordata, Actinopteri, Cyprinodontiformes, Goodeidae. The transcript is spliced from 19 exons. The record is from RefSeq and is a predicted model, not a curated record.
UCAGAUACGUUUGGAAAGAGAAACGGGUGAAAACUGUGUGGAGUUUAAUGAGAUGGCUUGAAGGAAUCACGAAGCGUCGUGUUCGGAUGUGAGUGGCCUAAUUUAGCUUCGGUUCCGGACAGUUAUUUCCGCCGAGUCACGGCCAGACGGCGGUAAGAUCAGAGUAAACGUUUGAGGAUCAGUCAUGGCCUGUGCUGUUGUGCCGCUGGAUCAGCAACAGGUGACAGAGUCUGGCCCUUUAGGAAAGGAACGCAUUCUGCCUGCACUGCACCCUGACAGAAAGGAGGAGCGCUGUUUCGUGCCUUAUAAACCUCCCCCAGAAGAUGGCUCUCCCGCUGAGGUGGAGGAGUUCUUGGAACAUGCCAGAUUCAUAGCAGAGGAUCUAGAAUGGCUGCUCGCGCUGCCUCACGACAAGUUCUGGUGUCAGGUGGUGUUUGAUGAGUCCCUGCAGAAGUGUCUUGACUCGUACCUCCACCACGCUCCACGUGGCCUUGAUGUUGCCACACUGCCUCUGUCGCCAGCGGUGGCUGAUGUGCAGCGUGCCGUUCACAAGGCAGUUUUCUUGACCUUCCUUCGAAUGGCCACGCACAAAGAAUCCAAGGAACACUUCUUCACCCCAGCUGUGUUUGGCGAGAUUAUCUACGACAACUUCUUGUUCGACAUUCCAAAAAUUCUGGAUUUGUGUGUGCUCUUCGGAAAGGGCAACACCCAGCUGCUUCAUAAAAUGAUAGAGAACAUUUUUACUCAGCAGCCAGCCUACUACAACGACCUGGAUGAGACACUCCCCACAGUGUUACAAGUGUUUCACACAAUCCUCGACAAGUGUGGUCUUCAAUGUGAAGGGGCCACGGCUAUGGAGCCAAUGAAGCUGACUGCAGAGAAACAGCCCACUGCCAUGAGCAUGAACCUGGAGGAACUUGGAGAUGUAAUUUUGUACCUGUGCGACUCUACCACCACCAUCCACGCCUUCCUGGACAUCUUCCCUGCUGCCUGCUCCAGCUUCCACUCCCACGGUUUCCUCGGCAGACUGCCGUCGUUCUAUGAGGUUGCCGUGCCCGAGUUGGAGAAAGCCAUCAGGAAGAGAAACUUUGAUAAAAGUCUGCAGGAAGACCUGUGGAAGAGGCUGAGUCACUCUUGUCGGAAGAUGGUGGAGACAACUCACCUGUUGCUGCACCACACCUGCCUGCAGCCCAUCCUGGAGGGCCGAGAAAACAAGCAAACAUUUGCGGAGGAACUCCUGCAGUAUUUCACAUCUUUUUUACCAGAGAAAAGGUUUUUAGUUGACUACGACGAGCAGUUUCCCAUCGCAGACGACAUCAGCCUCCUACAACAAGCUCUACCUGUCAUUGAUGAGACAAGGACGUCUUAUUUGCUCCAGGGGGUUGAAAGUGCCUGGGACAGCACGGGUCGUCGAAGACCACAUUGCCACAUUCAGAAUAAUGGAGCUUCCUCGUUUUCAACCAAUCAGGGAGCAGCAGGUGGUACAGCUGCCUCUUCAGACAGCUUUGGGCCUCAGGAGGUCAAAGAGUCGAGGGGAGAGGUGGGAGAUAAGCCGAGGGGGGCUGAGGCAACGAUAAACGACCCACAGAGAGGAAACAAUGGUGCCGUGUGUCCUGUGAGUGGGCCGGAGCUCGAGUCUCUCCUGUCCUGCAUCGGGGACCUGCUUCCUGACCUGGGUGAAGGCUUCCUGUUGGCAUGCCUGCAGGAAUACAACUACAACUCUGAGCUGGUCAUCAACAACAUCCUGGAGGACCGCUUGGCCCCUGACCUGGAAAAACUGGACCGAGCCAUGCCAAGACCGGUGAAAGAGGAGCUUCCAGCUGUUCUGAACAACCGAUCCAACGUGUUCGAUGAUGACGAGUUUGACGUCUUCCGUAGGGAACGGGUGGAUAUGUCCCGCAUCUGGAAGGGCAGAAGGAAAGGCGAGGACACUCGAGAGAUGCUGAACGACAAGCAGCACAUAGCAGAGCAGCGAGCUCGUUAUCAGGCUUAUGAAACCGUGGUGGAUGAAGUCGUCGUUGAACCGGGAGACCCCGCGGGCGACGCCUACGACCUGGACGAUUAUGACGAUGAGUACGACGACACCUACGACAUGAACCAGGUUGGAGCCAACGACCUGGAUGGAGACAGUUUACUCAACAGAAGGCCUUUCACAGUCCCACAGGUACUUAGAAAAGGAACCAAAGUAGAGCAUGAGGAACAGGAAGAAGAUGAAGACGAAGACGUUUCACAGAACCAUGUAAACCGGGACCAUUUCGUGCAGGACCCGGCUCUGCUGAGGGAGAGGGCAGAAGCUAAACGAGCUGCCGUGCAGCAGAAGAAAAGCGUUCACACCGAGCGCCCCAGUAACGUGGUGGGUCGACCCAAAGGCCGAGGACAAACUGCGGAGACGUUCCUGGACCGACGCAAAAAGGAGGCCAACAAGAGCCGUGUGAGCAACCACAACCGGCGCACCAUGGCAGACCGGAAGAGGAACAAAGGCAUGAUUCCCUCCUGACCUGAGUGAAGGUACUGGUGGGAAGACGGAGAGCCAGAGGAGGUCCGACUGAUCGUGUUUUGGUUUGAUACUGGUGGCGAUCAGCCCUGAAGAAGCUGUGGAUAUCCCCCUAGGUUUUUGGUAGUUCUGAAAAAGUUUCUCUUGUUUUCAAACCAUCUUUAACAUUUUUGCUUUGUGUUGCCUAAAGCCGCCGAGCAGCUUGUUGAAUUAUUUGAGACCAGAGCCACCUGACUUAGUUCAGCACUGAAAACUGAGUGAUUUUCUUUCAUGGUUCCUUAAAAUGAUAAACAAUUAGACUUUUAUUUUUGCCAAGUAACAAAUCGGUUUAUUAUUACAAUCCAAAGAUGUAAACAAACAGACAUUAGGGGAUUUUGAAGGGACAGCAGCUUUCUGGAAGAACAUUCGCCAUCCAAACGAUCGAAUGUGGACAUGAGCAGCAGGUGGAGCUGCUCCUGCUGUUCUCCCUGAACACGAGAACCUGGUCAGCAGAUUACAUCUAGGAGCCUCCACCACUUCUGCUCACAGACAAAAGGAAUGUGCUCCAUGAGGGUCGCACUGGAAGCACAGGCAGGAAUAAGAUCCUGCUUCAUGUUGCCAUGCACAAACUAUUUUCUAUGUAGAGCCCAUCUAUCUGCCAGAAGAUUUUGUAACAAAACAAAUUAUUACUAUUUUGGAGUUGCCCAAAAACAAGCUGAUAAUAAAUAAAACAAUGGUUUUGA